AAAAGCAGAAGAAGACAAAGCAAGCGGAAGUUCAAGAUGGCGAUGGACGGGAUGAUGUCCACGUCUCCGGGUCGGUCUUACCAAACUGCGGGGGAUUUCUACCCUAGAAAGUUCGGUCCGAAACCAGACGUGGUUCCGUCCGGGGUGACAGAGCGGAAGGUGGUUCUGCUGGAUAAACCGGACAUGGUGUCGGUGGACGUCAUCAACAUCAAGGAGCCGGAUCUUCCCAUGCACAGGAAGAAACACGAGCACGACGCCUACGUUCUGGGCACCAUUCAUCCGUUCAGGAGGUCGCACAGAUCCGUCUUUGGGAAGCUUCUGCAGGAACUCCGACUCGUUUCCUCAGACAGGCGGUCAUGGAGGAUCCUGCUGUUCGGAGCACUCAACCUGCUGUGUACCGGCUGUCUGCUGAUGUGGUGCAGCUCCACCAACAGCAUGGCCUUAACCGCCUACACAUAUCUCACCAUCUUUGACCUCUUCAGUUUGAUCACCUGUCUCAUCAGCUCCUGGGUGGCGAUGAAGAAGCACAGUCAGGUCUACUCGUUUGGGUUUGAAAGGUUGGAGGUUCUGGCUGUUUUUGCCUCUACUGUCCUGGUCCAGCUGGGGGCUCUGUUCAUUCUGAAGGAAAGUGUGGAGCGCUUCGUGGAGCAGCCUGAGGUCCACACAGGUCGGCUGUUGGUCGGGACGUUCGCCGCGCUGUUCUUCAACCUUCUGACUCUGCUCUCCGUGAGGAACAAACCCUUCGCUUACGUCUCAGAAGCGGCCAGCAGCAGUUGGCUUCAGGAACACGUGGCCGACCUGAGUCGAAGUUUGUGCGGCAUCGUUCCGGGUCUGAGCAGCGUCCUGCUCCCUCGGAUGAACCCGUUUGUCCUGGUUAACUUGGCUGGAGCUCUGUCCCUCUGCGUCACCUACAUGCUCAUAGAAACUAAUAACUACAACGCAGUGGACACGGCGUCGGCAGUCGCCAUCGCCCUCAUGACCUUCGGCACCAUGUAUCCGAUGAGCGUGUACAGCGGCAAAGUGCUGCUGCAGACCACGCCCUCCCACGUCAUCGGCCAGCUGGACAAACUUCUCAGAGAGGUAUCAACUCUGGAUGGAGUUCUGGAGGUUCGAAACGAGCACCUCUGGACUGUUGGUUUUGGAUCUUUGGCUGGCUCCGCCCACGUCCGGAUCCGCAGAGACGCCAACGAGCAGCUGGUUCUGGCUCACGUCACUAACCGGCUUCUGCCACUCGUCUUCACGCUGACGGUUCAGAUCUUUAAGGACGACUGGACCCGACCCCUGCUGAGCAGCGUGCUCUCCUCCCCGGCUGCUGCGCCUCCUCUGGGUCCAGCUGAAGGCUACACCUCCUCUUUUCCUCCGGCCCUGUACCCCUCCACGGCAGCAGGAGGAUUACAACAUUUUGAUCCACUGACCUCGACCCCCUCCAAACCCAGCAGCCCUCCCCCGGAGUUCUCCUUUGACUCUCCGGGGCGGAACGUGCCGCCGAUGGUGCUCCCCGCUCCAGGGCAACACGCCCACAGGCCCUACGGAGGCCUGGGACUUUCCUAUGGGGUGCCGCCGUACCCAGGGAUGUUGGGUCAGGGCCUGGCACGACCCGGAGCAGGGCAGGGGUUCGGUGUGCAUGGAUUUGGGGCCGGGUUUGGACCUCAGAGCUACAGGACUGCCUUUGUUGGCUCAACAGCCCCGCUCCGGUUUGGAACCAGCAACCCUGUGGCUCCUCAGUCCCAGUACAGGCAGCAUCAACCCUGACUGAACUCCAGCUAAGCCCAGGUUCUCUUCCAGACUCGGGCUGUUGAGGAAAAACUGCUAAAUCUGGUGUGAACAUUUUAGGUGUGGGUCUUGGUGGCAGCAGAGGCAGAAAAACAGGCAGUUUCUGGUAUUUAUUCUGGAGGAAAUGGGACCAACUACAGUUUGUUUAUUAUUAGCUUUAUUUGGGAACAUCCUAACCAGAAUGACUGGGAGCCCCGACCGUAAGAAAACACAGAACCCAGACUGGGUUUGACUGUAAUGUUAGAAGCUUUGGGAAAAGAAAUGUAUUUUGAAGGAAGUGAGGAAGACCUCACAUGUUGGCGCCACACUGGUUUAAUCUUGAUGAAGAUCCCAGAAAGAAAAACAGACAGUUGGCAGAAAAAAAGAAAACGUGAUUCCAGCUCAGAAGAAACUUCUGUUGCGAACUUCGUUCUGUUAGAUUAAGACUUCAAUAAACCAUCAGAUUCCUUUUAAACUGUAUUUAAAUCAGAAUAAAUGAGAAAAAUCAUCUGUUCUGACUUCAGAGUCCAACACAGAAACAUUUCUCCUCUAAACAAAGUCAACAAAAUAUAAAAAUCUGACGUUGGUUUUGUUCCAAAACUUUCUGCAGGUUAUCAUUAUAAUCGUCCACUUGUUACUUUUAUACUGUGCAGCAGUCAAUUUAAAAUGAAAUAAUUUAAAGAAAUAAACAUACCAGGAUUAGGAUCGAUGUCUGUAUCUGAACAAUAAACUGACUUUCUCUGAA
Messenger RNA from Girardinichthys multiradiatus, 2497 nucleotides. RefSeq names its product solute carrier family 30 member 6 (gene slc30a6). Gene Ontology annotation, cellular component: membrane. NCBI's taxonomy places the organism in Eukaryota, Metazoa, Chordata, Actinopteri, Cyprinodontiformes, Goodeidae. Gene Ontology annotation, molecular function: monoatomic cation transmembrane transporter activity. Gene Ontology annotation, biological process: monoatomic cation transport; transmembrane transport. The record is from RefSeq and is a predicted model, not a curated record. The transcript is spliced from 15 exons. Bases 37 to 1752 code for a protein of 571 amino acids.